AUGGACGCGAACACACAGAGGCAAAAAGGCCUCUUACUAUUCCUCUUGUCCUUUCUCGUCGUGUGCCACGCGGCGUCGAGACAGAUUCAUGUUCAGUCAAAAUCGAGCGCAAAGAUGCACGAGGAGAACAACAACGCAUCUUUAUUCAUCGCAUUCUCGAUCAAAAUGGAAUUGUUCGUGGCAUUUUUAAUGGCGUUGUGCGCGACGUUUAGCGAAACGAUAGGUGCGUUCGGGAAUUUUCGAGAAAUACGAGAAGAACGAGGGGAAAUCCCCGGGUUGUGCGUGGAAAGGAUGAACGAUUUGAGUCACUUUUGGCACCGGGCGAAAGCGCGCAGAGAGUAG
This is a messenger RNA of Bathycoccus prasinos, 342 nucleotides long. RefSeq lists its product with no specific name. The coding region runs from base 1 to 342 and encodes 113 amino acids. Lineage: Eukaryota; Viridiplantae; Chlorophyta; Mamiellophyceae; Mamiellales; Bathycoccaceae. The record is from RefSeq and is a predicted model, not a curated record. The transcript has a single exon.